Messenger RNA from Pomacea canaliculata, 425 nucleotides. RefSeq lists its product as uncharacterized. Bases 44 to 409 code for a protein of 121 amino acids. The record is from RefSeq and is a predicted model, not a curated record. The transcript is spliced from 4 exons. NCBI's taxonomy places the organism in Eukaryota, Metazoa, Mollusca, Gastropoda, Architaenioglossa, Ampullariidae.
GGAAAGGACAUCACAGAAGGACAAAGCAUCUGCAAAAAUAACAAUGUUUCGGCUCCUCCUGCUUGUUUGUGUCGGUGUGGUGGCAGUUCGUGCCAACCUUACUGGUGUCACUGUCGCAACUGGUGACUGUCUCUGUGUCAGCGGCACCGGCGUCAACGCUCGUGACCACGCGGGGACAUCGGGUACCACUGUCGUAGCGACCUACAACACCGGAAGUUGCUUCAAGUUGUACGGAGGCGUCCUGACUGUCGGCCAGUACACGUGGUACGAGUUGACAGACGGCUCUAAGCGCUUUUGGAUCGCUGGAAACUAUCUGACCAAGUCAGCUGCAAGUGCUUGCACCGCCGGCGCGUGCAGUGCUCGAGAGAAGGAGUUGGCGUGCGAGCUGUUCCAUAGUUCAGCAACGUGAAGGCGGCGCAGUCCCA